AUGGCGCCGACCCAGACCCCUAGCCAAGUCAAUGUGGUUGCCCUGCGGCAGUUUGUGCCCACGCUGCACACAGAAGUGUACGCAGCUAUCGAUCCCACUACCACCAAGCUCCCGCAGCCUUUCACUGCCGUCAUACUGGGGGGCAGCGGCGCUGUAGGUGGUGGACUUGCGCGUUCAUAUGCCCGAGCUGGAGCCACUGGGGUUGUCCUGGCUGCUCGUCGUCUAGAACUAGUCCAGGCUGUUGCCGAUGAAGUCAAAACCAUCAAUCCCUCGGUUCAGACCCUGACAUUGAAAUGUGAUGUCUCAUCGCCAUCCGAUGUUGCCGCGGUUGCUGAGGCCACAAGAGCCCAAUUCGGUGCCACUGUCGGCGCUGUAGUUGUUAACGCGGGCUAUAGUGGUCCUUUGGUCAACGACAUUACUCAGGAGACGGCCGAGGAUUUCCAGAAAGCAUUCAAUGUCAACACACUGGGAACAGUGUUCGCAGCUCAGUCUUUUAUUCCAAUCAUCAGGGAUGCAGCAGCGACGAGCCCGGCAUCAUACAAGGGGGUGUUCAUUGGCAUUAGCUCGAUGGCGGCACCAACGAUCAAUGGACCGGUUGCGCAUAUUUCCUACUGUGCAAGCAAGUUUGCACAGGCCCGUAUCAUCGAAAUGCUCAAAGAGCAGCAGCAACAGCAGAAUGGUGGCGAUGAUGAUGGAAUUUUCUUUGCGGCUCUGCAUCCCGGAGGAGUGAAAAACUUGACAGAGUCCCCUGAUCUUGCGGGAGCGUUCUGUGUGUGGUUAACACAAAACCAAGAUCGCGUGCGCGUCCUUAAUGGAAGAUUCUUGUCUGCAAAGUGGGACGUGGAUGAGCUUUUGAGCAAGAGGGACGAGAUUGUGGAGCAAGAUUUGCUUCGAGCUCGAUCUGCCCUAUAA
This is a messenger RNA of Talaromyces atroroseus, 912 nucleotides long. RefSeq lists its product as hypothetical. The coding region runs from base 1 to 912 and encodes 303 amino acids. The record is from RefSeq and is a predicted model, not a curated record. NCBI's taxonomy places the organism in Eukaryota, Fungi, Ascomycota, Eurotiomycetes, Eurotiales, Trichocomaceae. The transcript has 2 exons.